This is a messenger RNA of Musa acuminata AAA Group (dessert banana), 2229 nucleotides long. RefSeq names its product transcription initiation factor TFIID subunit 7-like. NCBI's taxonomy places the organism in Eukaryota, Viridiplantae, Streptophyta, Magnoliopsida, Zingiberales, Musaceae. Gene Ontology annotation, molecular function: RNA polymerase II general transcription initiation factor activity. The coding region runs from base 1299 to 1892 and encodes 197 amino acids. The record is from RefSeq and is a predicted model, not a curated record. Gene Ontology annotation, cellular component: transcription factor TFIID complex. Gene Ontology annotation, biological process: transcription initiation at RNA polymerase II promoter; RNA polymerase II preinitiation complex assembly. The transcript has 6 exons.
CAGCAUUAAUUGCGAUGCUCGAACGGAAGAGAAGACAAAAGACUUGGAGCCGAAGCAACAAAAAUUAAUUAGGGUUCCCGAGGUGCGAUUGUACUUCAUCUGCUUGGGGUUUGUGGUAGAUCUCUUCGGUUCUUCGGAUCCGACACGCGUUUUUUUCUUUUCUAUGGUUUUCGAGAAUCCGUCUUCUAAUUUCAAGUUCUUGUUUCCCGAAGAGUUUGGAGUUCAUUGCGAGAUCGUGGUCAUCGCUGUGCGAUUCAUUAUGUUUUCUUCCGGUUUGCGGUUUUUUCUAUGAUGGAUCACGACUUUCUGUGAUGGCUUCUGAUGUAAAAUACAAAUUUAGGCUGAUCAAUGUACUACGAGGCAAUUUUAGUUCUUGUUUGAUCGAUUCGUUAUGUUUUCUUCCGGUUUGCGGUUUUUUCUAUGAUGGAUCACGACUUUCUGUGAUGGCUUCUGAUGUAAAAUACAAAUUUAGGCUGAUCAAUGUACUACGAGGCAAUUUUAGUUCUUGUUUGAUCGGGUUGAAUUCGUUUCCGACUGAUCUCUGAUUCAUUUGAAUCUAUGCGUGGAAUUUCUUGAUUUGGUGAUUUGAUCGUGCCCAAACUUGUGAUUUUUACCUAUCUUUAUCUCCAGUUGUAAAGGGCUUUGAGGAAAUCGCUGGUGUAGGUUAUAUUGGGGAUUUUGCUUUGGAACCAGAAUUUUAGGUCUGGUUCGGUCCUGGUUCGAUUGUUAGUUGGUUCAAUCGAACCAACUAAAUCGAUAUAACCCUAACCCAACACUAACCUGCUGCCGCUCUCGAUCCCGAUCCCGAUCGCGAUCUCGUCGCUCGCUGCCACUGCUCCCGCUGCCGUUGCUCGCCGCUGUCGCUGCUCGCGCCUCCCGCGAGCCCUCUCGCUGCUCGCGCCUCCAGCGAGCCCUCCCGCGAGCCUUCCCGCUGCUCGCGCCUCCCGCGAGCCCUCUCGCUGCUCGCGCCUCCCGCUGCUCGCGCCUCCUGCGAGCCCUCCCGCGAGCCUUCCCGCUGCUCGCGCCUCCCGCGAGCCCUCCUGCUGCUCGCGCCUCCCGCGAGCCCUCUCACUGCUCGCGUCUCCUGCCAGCCCUCCCGCGAGCCUCCCCGCUGCUCACGCCUCCCUCGAGGCCUCCCGCUGCUCGCGCCUUCCGCUCCCUUUCCCUUUCCCGCUCGCCGCUGCUGCCGCCGCCGCUCGCCGCUGCUUCCUCGUUUCUCCGUCAGCAGGAAGUGUCUUCCUGCUUCCAGUUAGGAUCUGUUACAACUGGAAUUAUCUGCUGAGUGGAACAUCUGUCAAAUGGAAGAACAAUUUAUUCUCCGUGUUCCCCCAUCUGUAGCAGAACGAAUUGAACGCCUUUUGAAUGAGAAUGUCUCCUCUUCUUUAGAUGGCUCACUGGAUGUAUCCUUUUCAGAGGAUGGACGAAGUGGUACAUUUAUGAUAGGCGAUGAGAGGUUUCCUACCUCCCUCUUGGAUCUUCCCUGCAUAGUGGAAUCCUAUAAAACCUACGAUGAUAAUGUGUUGAUCAAAACAGCUGAUGUCGGCCAGAUGAUCAUGGUAAGAGACGAAGGUGAUGCUGCUGUUAUUGAAGGGGUUGAAUACAAGCAUGGACUUACUCCUCCAAUGAGAGAUGCUCGUAGACGGCGAUUCCGGAGGGAACCUGAUCUAAAUCCGGAGGUUGUGCAACGGGUUGAGAAAGAUCUACUGAACAUUAUGUCUGGUGGGACGGUAGAAAGUUUACAUGUCGAAACAGUCGUGCCGGAGGCAGGCGGUCAGCGCAAAAAGAAUGCUCCGGUGGCUGCUCCAAAGCCAGAUGAAGUGCAUGUGAAGAGUGCUGCUGGAGGUGAACCGGAAAGAAGUGAUUCUGAUGAUUCUUUGGAACCCGAAAGCUAGUGCAUUAGAAACAGACACCGUCUGAGUUUGAUGGAUCUUGAUGUAGCUGAGAAAUAUGUUUGAUGCAUGGUUUCUGAUCUGAUGUUCCAAACCCCUUGUUACCCAAACAAGGUUUUGACUUGCCAGUGUCAAAAUCCUUGAUAUGUGGUGCCUCUUUGGUUAUAAUAAUAAUACCUGUGACAAAUCUGGUGGAAAUCUCGUUCUAAUCCUUUCCCUCUGUAUAGGUUUUCAGAUAUAUUUUUGUUGUUGCAUAAGAUGAGGAAUGUUCAGUUAUUGGAGGAUUAAUAAUUAGUGAUAAUUACUAAAUAUGAAUAAUAAUUGUCAUUUCUUAUUAUAA